This is a messenger RNA of Schistosoma haematobium, 3516 nucleotides long. RefSeq lists its product as uncharacterized. The transcript is spliced from 6 exons. Gene Ontology annotation, biological process: neuron differentiation; regulation of transcription by RNA polymerase II. Lineage: Eukaryota; Metazoa; Platyhelminthes; Trematoda; Strigeidida; Schistosomatidae. Bases 1 to 3516 code for a protein of 1171 amino acids. Gene Ontology annotation, cellular component: nucleus. Gene Ontology annotation, molecular function: RNA polymerase II transcription regulatory region sequence-specific DNA binding; DNA-binding transcription factor activity, RNA polymerase II-specific. The record is from RefSeq and is a predicted model, not a curated record.
AUGUUAACUGUUCAGUUGGUUGAUGUAGAUAAUCGUCACAAUCAACAACAAAAACAAAAACAACAACGUCAACAACAUCCAAAUUUUAAUACUCACCAUAGUUACUGUAUUGGUCAUUAUCCAACUUGUUAUUACCAAUCAUAUCUUAUGCCACAAGAUCAUCAUACUUAUGAUAACAAUAAUCCAAUAACAAAAUUAACAGCUCUUACAUUCAGUACUUCAACAUGUCUUAAUAAUAAUUUUACUGAUAGUAAUAUUAUUAUUAACCAUAGUAACAAGUCAACAUUUAUAAAUUCAAAAAAAAAUUACUCAAAAUAUUGUUGUUCCUCUUCUUCUUCUUCUACAGUUAAUAUCAAUAUUUAUUCUAAUUCUAUGGUCAAACAUCAUUUGGACAAAGUUAAUGAAUUAAGACAAGAGGAAGUCAGGAGAAUAGAAAGACAACAUAAUCAAAGUGAUAAUAAAAAUGAUAAUAAUAAUAACUUACAACAAAUAAAAUCAAGUCAUGAUUAUGAAUAUGAUCCCAUUCAAACUUAUCUUGAUCCUAAUCAUUCUGAUCAAUAUCAAGAACAAAAUAUUUUAAAAACAGAAGAAUUAAUAAUUGAUGAAAAUUGUAUAGAGAAAGGUAUACUUACAAUGACAAAAUUAAUCAAAGAUAAUAAUAAUCAUGAUACAAUUAUAGAUAAUGAUCAUUCUAUACUACUAGUUAAUGAAAAUAAUUCUAUUCAACAAAAGAAUUCAAUUGACAAUAUAAAACCUUUAAUAUUAGGAAAUUUAAUUUGUUCAUCAGAUGAAAUGAAAAAUUACCAGUGUACAAAUUUCUAUUCAAAAUUAUGGGAUCCAAUUAAGAAUGAAACAGAAUGUUCAAUGAAUGUUGAUCCGUCUAUUUCAAUUACAAAUAAUUCAAUGAAUUCGAUUGAAAAUAAUCAUACUACUGAAAGUAAUGAUUAUGAAUUUUCUACUGUACAAUGUAAAAAUUUAUCCUAUGAAUUUACAAGCCCAAAUAUUCAUAAUUUAUGUAAUGUGACGGAACAACCUUGGUCAUUGUCAUCAUCAUCGUCAUCAUCAUCAUCAUCAACAACAUCAACAUCAUCAACAUCAUCAUCAUCAUCGAUAUCAGAACCAUCAGCUAUAGAAUCGUCGUCAUUAUCAUCAUCAUCAUCAUUAAUAUUAUCAGACAGAUUAGAAGAUAAACGAACAGCAUUCUCACAAUCGCUUGAAUUAAUUAAUUUACAUUGUACUUCAUGUCAUGAAUGUAUACAUGAUAAAUUAUUCUUAUGUAUGGAUAAUAAAUAUUGGCAUUUGAAUUGUUUAAGAUGUUAUAAAUGUGGUAUUACAUUACAAUGGGAGAAAACAUGUUUUGUUAAAAAUGAUAUGGUUUUCUGUCGUGAACAUUAUAAAAGACUUUCUUCUUGUUCCCGAUGUGGCAUUAAAUUAAAUAAAAAUGAUUUAAUAUUUCAAGUUAAUUAUGAUACUUUAUAUCAUGAAUCAUGUUUCACUUGUUAUAGUUGUGGUCGAUUAUUAAAAUAUGGUGAUACUUAUAUAUUAGAAAAUCAAACUAUUCAAUGUUCAUUACAUAAUCAUACUACUACUAAUAAUAGUAAUCAAUCAUUUACUAUGAAUAAAACAUUAAUAUCAACCGAUCCAAUAACUGAAGCUAAUCAAUCUUAUAAUAUUCAAUCAACUAUAUCCACAUCUCAUAAUUCAUUAAAUAUAAAUAAUAAAUUUCCUAAUUUAAUUAAUUUUUUACAAUCAAAUAAUUCAAUUAAUUUAUUUGGAGAGAAUAAUAAUUUUCAUAAAAAUGUUGAAAUAAUAAAAAAAAAUUAUUUUCCAAAUUUAUUAACAAAAUCUUCUUAUCAACAGCAAAAUGAUUUAUCGAUUAUUUAUGAUACUACUGAUAAUAAUAAUAGUAGUUCAACUAGUAAUAAUGAAAAUAAUCCGCAAAAACUUUUUCCACUUAUUCAAUUAUGUAAUACAAAUGAAAAAAUUUCAAUAGAAAAUGUAAUUAUUGAUUAUUCAGCAGAACAAUUAACUCCUUUAAUAUUAUCCAAUUCAAAUCAUAUUGAUGAUUGUCAAAAUUACUUAAUGAAACCUCAUAAUGAAAAUAUCAAUGAAUGUCUUUCUGAUUGUUCACAAAUCCCUAUUAAAAAUUUUUCAUUUCAUGAUAAAGAUUUAAAUAAAUUAAAUAAUUCACAAUUUUGUUUAAAUGAUUCAACUAUUAAUUAUAUUACUGAUGAUGUCAUUUCAAAUUCAAACUUAUCAACUACUAAUUAUAAUGAAUUAAAUGAAUCAAAAGAUAUAACAGAAAUGGAUAAUACCAGAAUUAAUUUAUUACCAAGUAUAGAAACUGUUACACAAUCAUUUAAUACUAAAUCUAAUCAUAUAAUUGAUAAUAUCAAUAAUGAUAUGAAUACAAAUUGUAUAUUGAAUACAAUCACUACUAGAACACCACUUAGUACAGUUUUAACUUCACCAUUAUAUUCAUUUUGUUCUCAAUCAUCAUCAUCAUCGUCGUCCUCAUCGUCCUCCUCCUCAUCUUCUUCCUCAUCUUCUUCACCUUCAUUAUCAUCCAUAUGUAUUUCAUUAUCAACUUCACCACCAUUAUGUCCUGUUGGAAAUUUUACAAAUGUGAAUUCUACAUCAAAAAUUGGUAUAUCAACAAAUAAAGAUGUACAUAAAAAUAUAAUCACAUUAAAAGAUACUAAUCAAAAUCAUCUUAUAAAUAAAAGUGAAUUAUCAAUGUUAACUGAUUUAUGUGAAAUUUCAACGAAUAAUUAUAAUGAAAAUAUGAGUUCAAUGAAUAAACAACAAUCUUUAUUCAAUGAAACUAUAACAAAUGAAAUAAUGAAUAAAACAACUGUGAAAUCUGUUAAUUUAUUCAAAAAUACAAAAUCAGAACCAAUAAAAUCGAUCAAAUCAAUAAAAUUUAUAAGAAAAUCAGAAAAUGAACGUUUAUUAUCUAAUGAAAAACUACAUAGACGAAUAGAUAAAAAUAAUGGAAAAAUUAAACGAAUACGUACAUCAUUUAAACAUCAACAAUUAAGAAUAAUGAAAUCUUAUUUUGAAUUUAGUCAUAAUCCAGAUUCUAAAGAUUUAAAACAAUUAUCACAAAAAACUGGUUUAUCUAAACGUGUUUUACAAGUAUGGUUUCAAAAUGCACGCGCUAAAUUUCGUCGAAAUAUUACCAAUCAAAUUUGUUCAGAUAAAUUAAAACAAAAAGAAAUCAAUUCAAUCAAUCAAUAUAAUACAACACAAAAUGUUAAUCAAUUAAAAGAGAUAAAUUGUCAAAAUUUAUAUCCAUGUAUCACUACCUAUGAUUAUAAUGAAGAAAAAAUCGAUAAUAUUUAUACAAAAUCAAUAAAUUCCGAUUUUAAUCUUUAUGUCCAUGUUCCAACAAAUUCAAAUAAUGGAUCAUUAAUUGACAAUUUAAUACAACCAAAUGAUAUACAAUCUGAUUUAUUAUGUUCAACAAAUAAUUUAUCAUCAUAUUCUGAUAAUUUAUCUCAAUCAGUUCGAUAA